UUUUUUCUUUUCCAGAUGAGUUCGUUUAGCACGCGAGCUCUGACGCUGCUCUCCUCGGUCUUCGGGGCCUGCGGUCUUCUGCUGGUGGGCGUCGCUGUGUCCACAGACUACUGGCUGCUGAUGGAGGAAGGCAUCGUCCUGCAGCAAAACCAGACCACUGAGGUCAAGAUGGCGCUUCACUCUGGCCUCUGGAGAGUUUGCUUUGUUGCAGGACCAGAAAAGGGAAGAUGUGUUGCAUCAGAAUAUUUCACCGAGCCAGAGAUAGAGAUCACAACAGAAAAUACAGCCAACAUACUCAAGAUGGUACGGACUGCCACCCCCUUCCCCAUGGUGUCUCUGCUCUUCGUCUUCACGGCCUUCGUCAUCAGCAACAUCGGGCACAUCCGGCCCCAGCGCACCAUCCUGGCCUUUGUUUCUGGUAUAUUCUUCAUUCUAUCAGGUCUGAGCCUGGUGGUAGGUCUGGUGUUAUACAUCUCCAGUAUCAACGACGAGGUGAUGAAUCGGCCCAGGGAACCCGAGCAGUUCUUCCACUACCACUACGGCUGGUCCUUUGCCUUCGCCGCCUCAUCCUUUCUGCUCAAAGAGGGUGCGGGCGUGAUGUCCGUCUACCUCUUCAUGAAGCGCUACGCUGAGGAGGAGCUGUACCGCCCCCACGCUGCGCUCUACCGCCCCCGCAUGUCCGACUGCAGCGACUACAGCGGCCAGUUCCUCCACCCGGACUCCUGGGCCCCUCCGCAGAGGGGCCGCAGCCCCUCCGACGUCUCCUCCGACAUCUCCAUCCAGCUCAACCAGACCCCCCCGCAGCAGAAGCCUCCUAAGGGGGGCAGCAGCUCCCAGGCCACCCCCUCGUCCUCCGGGCCCUCGUCGGCGGCCAGCUACCAGCUCCACCCGGCCUCCUCCUCCUCCACCUCCUCCUCCUACCCCCACCCUCUUCACCCAGGUGCCACCUCCACCCUGCCCAGGGUCUCCCACGUCCACACCCACUCUCAGCCCCACCCCCACACGAGUGGGCCCCCUCCCCAGUCGCUGCCCAUGGCCGGACCGCACUCGGCCAUGCCUCCCCCUCGCUAUCACACACACACCAGAAUGAGCGCAUCGCCAUGCUAGGCCCCACACGAAGGGCACAGGAGGGGAAACACUGGGGGUGGGGGAUGGGGGG
This is a messenger RNA of Menidia menidia (Atlantic silverside), 1159 nucleotides long. Lineage: Eukaryota; Metazoa; Chordata; Actinopteri; Atheriniformes; Atherinopsidae. The record is from the annotation of a GenBank genome assembly.